Molecule: messenger RNA, 963 nt
Organism: Tetrahymena thermophila SB210
Lineage: Eukaryota; Ciliophora; Oligohymenophorea; Hymenostomatida; Tetrahymenidae
Product: peptide deformylase
Exons: 4
Biological process (GO): peptidyl-methionine modification
Cellular component (GO): mitochondrion
Molecular function (GO): peptide deformylase activity
Source: RefSeq, a predicted model, not a curated record
AUGGUAAAUAUUAUCAAAAAUAAAUUUUGUUUCAAGAUAUUCAAAAAUAGUAUAAAUAAAUUAUUAUUAGUAGGAAUUUCUAGAUUUUUUAGUAAGUAGCUUUAAUAUAUAAUAUUUUUAUAAGAUUAGAGACAGACAGACAUCAUGUAAAAGAAAAAAUAUACAGCUAAGCUUUUAUAGCUAUUUUUUUUCUCUAAAGAGUAGAGCAAGCAAUCUCUACUACUCCCAUAGAUAGAAACAGGCUAUCCUACUAAAUAGCUAAAAUAAUCUAUUCUGGAUAUGAAAAAAACAGCAUUUGUGUAUUAGUUGCCAUACCUAUCUUCUAAUCAAAUUGGAAUAGAGAAGAGCGUUGUGGUUUUCUCUAAUAAAAUAGUUGAAAAUAAAUAUUAUGAUAGCGAAUAUGUUAAAUUUGAUACAUAUUUAAAUCCAAAAAUUACUAAAAUAUCAAAUCAAAAGCUAGAAGAUUUUGAGGAGUGUACUAGCACAUUUGGAAUUGAAAGUUAAGUUGAAAGACAUACUGAUAUUUUGAUAUAAUAUAUGGAUGAGGAAGGCAACAUGAAAGAGGAAGAAAUGAGUGGCUUCAAAAGUAGACUUUUUUAACAAGCGAUCGACCUUCAGUCAGGAAAACUUCCUAUAAAGUGGAAUAUUUCAAAAGGAAAAAAUAGAAUUAGUGAAAAAUAUUUAAACCUAUAAAAUGCUAAAUUAUUUUAAUCUGCACUAGAGUAGUAUAAUUAAGCUGUUAUAAAUUACCUUUCUAACACCCAAAUAGCUCCUGAAUAUUUUGAUAGAUCUUUGGAUUCUUUAAAUAUUCCUAAAGAAAUGAAUAAUAAAAGAUUCUCAAUUAAAGAUGAGACAUACGACAUCCACGAAAAGUAAUUUAUAGAAGAAAUUUAAGAAUUGUAAGAAGAACUUCUAGAAUUUGUAGAAUUGAAUAAAUUACCCAGAAUGAGAAUUGUCAAAUGA